Messenger RNA from Lontra canadensis (Northern American river otter), 2808 nucleotides. Its product is annotated as zinc finger protein 577-like. The record is from RefSeq and is a predicted model, not a curated record. Gene Ontology annotation, molecular function: DNA-binding transcription repressor activity, RNA polymerase II-specific. The transcript has 8 exons. Bases 513 to 2057 code for a protein of 514 amino acids. NCBI's taxonomy places the organism in Eukaryota, Metazoa, Chordata, Mammalia, Carnivora, Mustelidae. Gene Ontology annotation, biological process: negative regulation of transcription by RNA polymerase II.
UUGGCCCUCGUCGGCCGCCAUCUCGGUGCUUCUGAGGGUCUGUCAGUCGCUGAGGUGGGCCUCGGGGGCGGUAGGCACGGAGGGAAAGUGUUUGGAGAAGUGCUACGGUGGUCUGUGUCCAGCGGUGAAGAUCGAGGUUAUCGCCAGGCACGGACAUUUGAUGCAGCUCUGAUCUGUUAAGUAUGAGGGAAAGUCUGCCAAGCAGCUUCUGGGAACUGGUUGAGUCCUUGAUCACCAAUCCUGGAGAUCUCAGGCUGGCACUGCAGGGAGACUAGACGGAAGGGCCAAGAUGGGGCAAAGCAUUGUCCGGAUUAGACAUGGGGGUGAUUCUAGUCUACAGGAAUAAGAUAUUUUCAGUAUUGAAAGAAGGUGGAGGUCCCAGUCUUGGGAGAUCAUCAUUUCUGGCAGCAGCCUGACCUGAGAUAUCUGACCAUAACUUCCAGGCAGGCCCAGAGCAGACAGAAGACAGUAUACCCUGCAGUUGGCUAGUCCUUUCUUCAGAAAAGGAGAACAUGACCAAGGACCGGGUACCGUUAUCAUUCGAGGAUGUGGCUGUGGGCUUCUCCUGGGAGGAGUGGCAGUUACUGGCUCCGUCUCAGAAGGACCUAUACCGGGACGUGAUGUUGGAGAACUAUAGGAACCUGGUGUCAGUGGGUUAUCAAGCCAGCAAACCAGAUUCACUCUUCCAGUCGUUGCAAGGAGAACCACCAUGGACGGUAGAGGGAGCAGCUCGAAGUCAAAGCUGUCCAGAAGAAAUAUGGGAGAUUGACCAUAUGCACUGGCACCCAGAAAACCAAAACGAGAGUAAAACCUUGGAAAGAGAUCAGCAAAGUUAUGCACUUGGGAAUAAUUCCGAUUUAUGUGAAAGUCUUGUUCCUUUAACACAAAGACACAAUAAGUUUGGCUCACAUUGUAAAAGUUUGAAACCACAUUUGGGUUUUGUUAUUCAGAAUAGAAGAUAUGCAGGAGAGGACUCUGAUGAGUUUAGUGGAUGUGGGAAAUCAUCAGUCUACAUCCAGCAGGAUACGACUCUUAGUGGACUUAAAUGCCAUGGAUGGGUGAAACCCAGUGGCACUAGAUCACAGUUCAAUGAACAUCAAAAAACUUAUACAGAAGAAAAAGCACAUGAAUGCAGUAAGUGUGGGAAAGCCUUCUCCAGGAAGACACAGCUCAUUAGGCAUCAGAGAACUGAAAGAGGAGAGAAGCCGCACGGAUGCAAUGAAUGUGGGAAAACAUUCAUGAGGAAGAUUCAGCUCACUGAACACCAGAGGACUCAUACUGGAGAGAAACCCCACGAAUGUAAUGAAUGUGGAAAAGCCUUCUCCAGAAAGUCGCAGCUCAUGGUACAUCAGAGAACUCAUACAGGAGAGAAACCCUAUGGGUGCAGUGAAUGUGGCAAAGCCUUCAGCCGGAAGUGCCGGCUCAGUAGACAUCAGCGAUCUCACACUGGAGAGAAACUCUACGGAUGCAGUGUGUGUGGGAAAGCCUUCUCCCAGAAGGCAUACCUCAUUGCACAUCAGAGGCUUCACACGGGAGAAAAGCCUUAUAAAUGCAGUGAAUGUGGAAGAAAUUUCUUUUUCAAGUCGGACCUGACCAAGCAUCAGAGAAUUCACACGGGAGAGAAACCUUAUGGAUGCAAUGAGUGUGUAAAAGCCUUCAGGAGCAAGUCAAAGCUCAUUCAGCAUCAGCGAACUCAUACCGGAGAGAGACCGUAUGAGUGCAGCGAAUGUGACAAAGCCUUUGCCCAUGUGUCGGUCCUCAUUAAACAUAAGAAAACUCACACAAGAGAGAAAGCUAUAAAUUCACUGAAGGUGGAGAAACCUUCCUUGGGGAGUCCUAGCUCUUUGUACAUGAGUGAACUUGCACAGGAGCAAAACAACAUGAACACAGUGCCUAUGGAAAUACCUUCUUUGGGAACUCAGCCCUCGUUAAACCUCCCUGCUAGAAUUUGCCUGAAUUUAUGGUUUGCAGACCUCUUCCACCUUCCAAGCCAGCAGUGGCUGGUCAACUCUUCCAUCACUCUGACACUGACUCUUGCCUCCCUCUCCUACAUUUAAGGACCUGGGUGACUACACUGGGCCCACCCAGGCAAUCUAGGAUAACCUCCCUCUCUUAAAAUCAGCUAAUUAGCAACUGUAACUCCACCUACUACCUUGAUUCCCCUUGCCUUAUACUGUGACAUACAAGUCCUGGAGGUUAGGAUGUAGACAUCUUUGGGGGCCAUUAUUCUGCCUCCUUCAGACCACCCUCUGGCACCCAAUUAUUUGUGUCCAUACCACAUGGAAAUUACAUUCAGUCUCUCUCAGCACCUCCAGAAGUCUCAUCCUAUUACAGUACCAACUCAAAGUCUAAAAUUCCAUCUAAAUCUUGAGUUUAAACGCGCUAAAUCAAGAAUUGGUUGAGGGUCUGGAUAUGAUUUGUCCUGAGGCACAAUUCCUCUCUAUGAGCCUGUGAAGUUCUAGAAACAAUUCACAUGGCCCUAAAAUACCCAAUUGCAUCUUUUACUUUAAAUGCCUUUUGCCACAUAAUGUAACAUACUUACAGGGUCUGGAGAUUAGGACAUGAACAUCUUUGGGAGUCCAUUCUGUCCACCACAAAAACAUCAGAUGUCAGAGUAUUCAUACUAUAGGAUAUUCCUACCUAGCCAUUAAAUAAACCUAGAGAAGCGUGUUCACAGAGAAGUAAUUAUCUUUGAUAAUUACGGUCCAAAUACAGUAACUUUUUUUCUACAAUCAGGGACUCUUACACCUGUGUCAUUAGAUGUGACAGCAAGGAAUACUAUUAAGAUAUAUAAAUAAAACGAUCAGU